This is a messenger RNA of Lolium rigidum, 738 nucleotides long. RefSeq names its product chalcone isomerase-like protein 2. Gene Ontology annotation, molecular function: intramolecular lyase activity. The record is from RefSeq and is a predicted model, not a curated record. NCBI's taxonomy places the organism in Eukaryota, Viridiplantae, Streptophyta, Magnoliopsida, Poales, Poaceae. Bases 78 to 725 code for a protein of 215 amino acids. The transcript is spliced from 4 exons.
UCCAAUCAAAAGCUGCUGCUUCAGUUCAUCCUCCAAUCAAAAGGUGCCUCUGCUGACCACUGCCUCUGCAAAGAACAAUGGGAUCGGAGCACGAGAAGACCGUGGACGUGGAUGGCAUACCCUUCCCGCAGGAGAUCAUCGCCGGCACCAAGACGCUUUCGCUCGUCGGCCAUGGCGUCACGGACAUUGAGAUCCAUUUCCUCCAGAUCAAGUUCAACGCCAUCGGGGUCUACAUCGACACGGACGGCGUCAUGGAGCAUCUGCAGGGCUGGAAGGGGAAGAACCAGCUGCUGGAAGACGACGCUUUCUUCAACGCCCUCGUCUCCGCUCCGGUGGAGAAGGUGCUGAGGCUGGUGGUGAUCAAGGAGAUCAAGGGCUCGCAGUACGGCGUGCAGCUGGAGAGCUCCGUCAGGGACCGGCUCGUGGCGACCGACAGCUACGACGACGACGAGGAGGAGGCGCUCGAGAAGGUCGCCGACUUCUUCCAGUCCAAGUACUUCAGGCCAGGGUCCGUAGUCACCUUCCACUUCCCGGCCACCGCCACGGGCGCCGCGGCCGAGAUAUCGUUCGCGACGGAGGGCAAGGAGGAGACCAAGGUGGCCGUGGAGAAUGCCGGCGUUGCGGAGAUGAUCCAGAGGUGGUACCUCGGCGGCGAGUCGGCGGUGUCGCAGAGCACCGUCAAGAGCCUCGCCGAGCAUUUCGCCGCGGUCCUCUCCUCUCCAUGAUUCGUUCCAAGUC